This is a messenger RNA of Aplysia californica (California sea hare), 1557 nucleotides long. RefSeq lists its product as uncharacterized. Bases 251 to 1360 code for a protein of 369 amino acids. The transcript is spliced from 2 exons. The record is from RefSeq and is a predicted model, not a curated record. NCBI's taxonomy places the organism in Eukaryota, Metazoa, Mollusca, Gastropoda, Aplysiida, Aplysiidae.
UAUGCUGAUAUGACAAAUGCCGGAUAUUAUUUUAAAUCUACGCAGUUUAACAGUCAAAUGGAGAGUAUAAAAUCAGGUUUUCAGAGGAUCGAAGACACGUUACUCUGCUCACACACUUCAACAAAGACUUGGACAUCACCAACGCUCCUACUUUUAUUUUAACCACAGUGAACGCCAUCCCAGUUUGUUGAGAAAGAGUUCCUUCCCCGAAGGCUCUUUAUUGAAGGUAUUGCAGGUCUUAUUGACGAACAUGCUAUUCGCGGCUACCCUCCUCCUUGUUCUUGGUGUCAUGACGUCAGUCACCGAAGCUGCCCCUCAAACCAAGCGUUUUGGAGGAGGCGUCAUCAAAGGAUGUCCAUGUCGAAUGGUGAACGGUCGAAUCGAAUGUCCUUGUUCGGCUAAAAGGGAUGUGGAAGAUGUCAAAGAAGAUGGAGAAGUGGAUCUUGUUCGACGUUUCGGAGGUGGAGUUAUUAAAGGAUGUCCUUGCAGAAUGGUGAACGGUCGAAUCGAAUGUCCUUGUUCAGCUAAAAGGGGUAUGGGAGAUGACAAAGAAGUGGAGGUUGUUCGACGUUUCGGAGGUGGAGUUAUUAAAGGUUGUCCUUGCAGAUUGGUUAACGGUCGGAUCGAAUGCCCCUGUAGUGCAAAAAGGGACGUGGAUGAAGUAAAGGAUGGAGAACAAGUAGACAUUGCUAGACGUUUCGGAGGGGGUGUCAUCAAAGGCUGUCCAUGUCGAAUGGUGAACGGUCGAAUCGAAUGCCCUUGUUCGGCUAAAAGGGAUGUGGAAGAAGUCAAAGCCAAAGAACAAGUAGACGUUGUUCGACGUUUUGGGGGCGGAGUUAUUAAAGGAUGUCCUUGCAGAAUUGUGAACGGUCGGAUCGAAUGCCCCUGUAGUGCAAAAAGGGAUGUGGGUGAAGUAAAGGAUGGAGAACAAGUAGACAUUGCUAGACGUUUUGGAGGGGGUGUCAUCAAAGGCUGUCCAUGUCGAAUGGUGAACGGUCGAAUCGAAUGCCCUUGUUCGGCUAAAAGGGAUGUGGAAGAUGUCAAAGAAGAUGGAGAAGUGGGUCUUGUUCGACGUUUCGGGGGUGGAGUUAUUAAAGGAUGUCCUUGCAGAAUGGUGAACGGUCGAAUCGAAUGUCCUUGUUCAGCUAAAAGGGGUAUGGGAGAUGACAAAGAAGUGGAGGUUGUUCGACGUUUCGGAGGUGGAGUUAUUAAAGGUUGUCCUUGCAGAUUGGUUAACGGUCGGAUCGAAUGCCCCUGUAGUGCAAAAAUAAAAAGGGACGUGGAUGAAGUAAAGGAUGGAGAACAAGUAGACAUUGCUAGACGUUUUGGAGGGGGUGUCAUCAAAGGCUGUCCAUGUUGAAUGGUGAACGGUCGAAUCGAAUGCCCUUGUUCGGCUAAAAGGGAUGUGGAAGAAGUCAAAGCCAAAGAACAAGUAGACGUUGUUCGACGUUUCGGGGGCGGAGUUAUUAAAGGAUGUCCUUGCAGAAUUGUGAACGGUCGGAUCGAAUGCCCCUGUAGUGCAAAAAGGGAUGUGGGUGAAGUAAAGGAUGGAGAACA